Molecule: messenger RNA, 1516 nt
Organism: Solea senegalensis (Senegalese sole)
Lineage: Eukaryota; Metazoa; Chordata; Actinopteri; Pleuronectiformes; Soleidae
Gene: cdx1a
Product: caudal type homeobox 1a
Exons: 3
Coding region: 131-820 (229 amino acids)
Biological process (GO): anterior/posterior axis specification; animal organ morphogenesis; cell differentiation
Cellular component (GO): nucleus
Molecular function (GO): DNA-binding transcription factor activity, RNA polymerase II-specific; RNA polymerase II transcription regulatory region sequence-specific DNA binding
Source: RefSeq, a predicted model, not a curated record
CUUAGACUGGAGUGGAAACCCAGCCUGUCAGGAUUAAACACACGGAGGCCUAACAUGCGCCAGGAGGUUUGAAUCGACACGGUCUACACCUGAGAGUCACACCUACCUGUCGGACUACGACGACACCGGCAUGUUCCCAAGCUCACCGCCGGCCAGACACCCAAUAACUCAGACUCUGUCCAUGAACAGCCAGUACAUGCCGCCUGCGUAUGACUUAACCGGCGGGUACCAUCACGCCCCGGGAGUCGGUGACCCGUCGACGACUGCCUGGAACUCCAUCUACGCUCCCCGGGAGGAGUAUCCCUACUGCUUCCCGGGGUCAAGCCCCAGCAGUGCCGGGCAGGUGAGUUUCACCUCCCUGGACCUGAGUGGGCCCCCCACGGCGGCUGGAGGGGGGCCAUUCACCCCGUACAACUUCAUCUCUGGACAGGAGACGUUCACCUGCAGGAGGAGGGCACCCGAACCUAUCAGACCGUCUGUCUCAGGUGGGAAGACUCGCACAAAGGACAAGUACAGAGUGGUGUACACUGAUCACCAACGUCUGGAGCUGGAAAAGGAGUUUCAGUACAACCGCUACAUCACCAUGAGGAGGAAGACUGAGCUUUCAAUGGUACUGGGCCUUUCUGAGAGACAGGUGAAGAUCUGGUUUCAGAACAGACGUGCCAAAGAGAGGAAAAUCAACAGGAAGAAGCUGCAGCAUUCCCAGCAGGCCUCCACAACUACACCCACCCCGCCUGCACUCGGUGGACCCACUGACGCCCACAUCACCACCAGCCCCAGCAGUAACAUUCUGUCUGAUGCAAUAUCAGAGGAGUUUUAGGUGGAUUUCACAUGAAGACUGUUUUUGUGUGUUUUAGUAAGUUUACCACAGAAUGAAAAGAAGAUGAUUCACAUCAGCACGGCGUCAUUAUGCUGCACCUUGUGUCUUUCGCAGCAGCAAGUGCAACUUAUCUUUUGUAGCGAUCAGCUCGACUUCACGUUUGUUCACCACAGAACUUCAACUUCAACAAAAGUGUUGGUAAAGCGGAGUUUCAGAAGUUCCUUUUUUAAUGGAAAGGGAUGUUAAUGGUUAACACACUAACCAAGGCAUAUUUGCAAUAUGAAGACCAAUAUGAAGAGGAAUCACAUAAAUGUUUUUGUUCAAACCAUAAAAGGGGUAAGCAGUUUAAGAGUACAAAUCACAACUGCAGAUUCUACCAAUUUAAUCAAAAAUAACCCCUUGUGUUUGGGAAGUAAACCCUAUGGAGAGACAGUUAAUCCCAAUGCUCAACAACAACAAUGUUCUUUCUGUCGCAAUAUAAGGGAUUGUUUUGAGAAAAGAAGGCAGCUAUUUACACUGUAAUGAAAGUGAUGAAUUCACAGAUGUUUUAAAUAAAUAAUAAUAAAAACCAUAGGAAGUCAAAGCACUAUGAAGCGGAUUGCAGUAUGCAAAAACACAGGUGACACCUGUGGUUGAAAAGGUGAGAAAUUAAACAUAAAAUAAUACAUUUGGCAAAAGCAUGUUUUUGCUUUAAUU